CUGGAAUUAAUUGGAGAGACAGGCUGUCUUCCCGCGGGCCCACGCGGAGCCUUUCCUCCCGAGCACAACUUUCGCACUUCAGAAGAAACUAACACCGAAGGGAAACUUUCCCGAGUCGCGCGCCUCGUCUCCUCGCCUGCAUUCCAGCCGGGUUUUGCGGAGCGUGGAGAGCCAUGGGCGGGCGAGCGCUGCUGGCAGCCCUCUGGAUCACCAGCCACUGCCUCGUCGCUAUGUGCCGAGAGCCGGCGACCACAGCCGCCUCCGUCCCGAGAGAUACUACAGGAGAAGAGAGAGACUUCAGUGGCAUUGAGAGCAAAUUUUCUUUAAGGAAACCUGAACAGCCUUAUGAAGAUACCUGCUUCUUAGUUCCUGGGCAAGAAAAUAGCAUGACACAAUGCCGCUUCAACCAUUCAAGUAAAACCUUUGUGGUGAUCCAUGGAUGGACGGUAAUUCCUUUGUACGAGAGCUGGAUAGCCAAGCUAGUGAAGGCGCUGUAUAAAACGGAGCCGGACUCUAAUGUCAUCAUUGUUGACUGGCUAGAUCGAGCAAGCCAACACUAUACAAUAUCAGCUAGUAACACAGAGCUGGUGGGGAAGGAUGUUGCCAAGUUUGUUAACUGGAUAGAGGAGCAAUUUGCCUACUCCCUGAGCAAUGUCCAUUUGCUGGGAUACAGCCUCGGCGCUCAUGUUGCUGGUAUUGCUGGAAAAUUGGCCAAUAAGAAGAUCAGCAGAAUUACUGGUUUAGAUCCUGCAGGACCUAACUUUGAAUAUGCCAAUGAAACCAGACGCCUUUCACCAGAUGAUGCUGCCUUUGUAGAUGUCGUGCACACUUAUACCAGGGGGUCUCCAGACCGCAGCAUUGGGAUACAGAAGCCUGUGGGGCACAUUGACAUCUACCCUAAUGGAGGUAGCUUCCAACCAGGUUGUAAAGUAACAGAAACACUGCGGAGGCUUGCAGAAAAGGGGUUUCAAGGGUUUCAAGAGGCGGAUCAGCUGCUGAAAUGCUCUCACGAACGCUCCAUCCACCUCUUCAUCGAUUCCCUCAUGCACGAAGAGAAACCAAUCAUGGCCUACCGCUGCAAGUCCAAAGAAGCAUUUGAAAAGGGGCUCUGCUUGAGCUGCAGAAAGAACCGCUGCAACAACCUGGGCUACAAAGUCAACAAAGUGAGAACCAAGAGGUCAGCCACAAUGUACCUGAAGACAGGGGAGAGGGCACCUUACAAAGUCUUUCACUACCAAGUGAAGAUUCAUUUUUUUGCUAAGGAAAACAUGACUAAGACAAACCAGGACUUCCUUAUCUCUCUGUAUGGCACCGAGGGGGAAAGCAAGGACAUGCCAGUCACGCUGCCUGAGGUCUCCACAAACCAAACCUUUUCCUUUCUGAUAUACACUGCAGUGGAUAUUGGAGACCUACUCAUUGUCAGGCUGGAAUGGAAAAAAGACUCUAUAUUUAACCUGAAAGAUUGGUGGAGCACGCCAGAGGUUGCCAUCCAGAGGGUCAGAGUCAAGUCUGGAGAAACUCAGAAAAAGUUGGUGUUCUGCUCCCGAAAUGGAAUUUCUCAUCUCAAGAAAGGGGAAGGAGUCGCAGAAUUUGUGAGAUGCCUUGGGAAAAAUGCUAUCAAAGAAAAUUCAUGAAAAAUCAGUGCUUGAGUUCUUUGACGAAUAACAAGUGAACCGAAGAUCAGUUUUGGGAGGAGAGGGGAAACCCCCCACUGCCACUGUGGCCUUGAAAUACAGAAUUUAUCAGUAAUCUGUGAUACUGUCAACAUUCUAAGUUACUCUAGGAGACUUUCAUCGUUCAACUCAAGGCUCAUGUGGCUAGUUAUCCCCUAAGAACAUACCUGGCAGUACACAUACCAUCUUGGAUAUCUGAUUGAAAGGACUGCAGCACGGCUGGACAACAUCCAUGUUCAGAUGUGCAGCUGAUGCACUCUCGAUCCAGCAGUUGAAAUUCAUGCUGAAGUCUGCCACCCACACGUGGAUUCUCGGGCCUGGAGCUGGUAGUUUUUAGGGUCGUUGCAGGACACAAAACAGUUCACUGGCCAAGUUUAUGAACUAGAUGAGAAGCCUCUCCCGAACAAAGACAGGCAUGGCACUGGGAACUAAUUUAACUUAUAAUGCUAUGUUGUAAUAAAAGUUUCCUGAUUUUUAUGAAAAAUCCAUAGAAUUUGUUUAAAAGUUAUAUAUUUGGGCAUGUGUCUGGACUGUGUUUAAUCUGGCUAGAGCUCUGAAACAUUGUAUCAUUGGACAGUUCUGUUAUUGAAGAACAUCCCGUUCCGCUGAUUUGAGUUUUUACAUCCUUUGAUGUCUGAAGUUCAACGGCUUCUAUUAAAUUGAUCAAAGGAAUGGGGAAAUCUAUCUAUGUCAUAAUCAUGCUUCUAGUAGCAUGAGGCGCUUGCCAGAAAUCUAGAUAGGAGUGAGCAAACAGAGAGAGAAUGUUUGUGGACUUUGAAGGUUCCAGGUUAAAUUCAGUCAACAUCUCCCGUCACUUAUAAAUUUGUACUCUUUAUAUGGUAACAAAUUAUUUGCUCAUAUUUCAUUUAUAUAAAAGCACAUGCAAUUAUUGCAAUGCUUUAUCAGCUAAAAAGGAGCAAGAAACAACAGUCUGUAAAGACUACAGGAACAGAUUUUCCGUUACCAGUGUCAAAUAGUGGGAACUGUUACAAAUGUACUACACAGUCUCUUAUCACGCUUACCUUCACUAUUACUUCUAUAUCUCCAGCUGCAAAUGAACAGUGGCUCUUCUUUGAUGCUGGUAUUCCUGAUUUUGAGAAUAAUUAGUAUUUAUUGGUCAGCAAUGAGAAAAAUGGCAGAACCUGAAAUCACUUUAUUUGUCUGUAGUAAUGCAAACAAUAGUAGAAUGCUUUAUCUGUACAUUUGUUCAGAAUAUAUGCAGACAUAAUACCAUUGAAUUAAGAAGCUAUGAACACAAGCAAGAGGCAUUACCCACUGCUCUUGCUAGAAGAACUUACUAGUGUUCUGAAAAUAAUUCCCUAGUCUUCAUUAAAAACAAACAGUUGCAAAGAGAAUCACAAUACAAAUCAUAUAAGUAAGCAAGUACUGGAAGGUAUAUUUGUGCAAAUGUAUCUGGAUUACGAAACAAGCACACCCAUAUUUCAAUUAUAUUGGCCUGUUUGAUGAAUUAUUUAGAAUUCGUUUUGAAGUCUGUCAACAUCAGUGGCUUUAGCAAAAAGUAAUCACAAAUUGUGUACACACACAAAAAUGCAAAUCAUUAAAAUCAGUGUACCGCAAGGGAAGGUGCAUCCUUCCAGUGGAAGAAAUGGACAGUGAUCAAGAAUGCUUUAAUAUAUCCCAACUGUGUUUGAGGCUGGAUAAGUUUAUAGUUAGAUUACCGUGCACUGAAAGAAUGAACUAUAGUUUAUUUUUGUAAAAAUUCUGACUUGCUACCGUUUUCCUGAGGUUUUCGUUUCAAAAUAAGAUGUGAUACGAACUGUACAUUUUAAUUACAAGGUGAAAUAUAAACAGCACUUGGUCACCAAAUGGUGAAGGGUUUUUAAAAAAAUAUGUGAGAACAUGUAACUGGCCUUAAAUAUUACUAUUUAUUAUUUGUAAAAUACAUUUAUGUAUAUGUGUAAAGAUUAGUUUGUAUAUAUUGCUGAAGUUCUAUAUGCAUUUAUACAGAUAUGUGGCAUAAUUUUUGUAAAAAGCUUUAAAAUAAGAAAUCACCAAUGAUUUACGUAUUACGUUAAAUCUACUGGUAUAGAAUGCUCUUUCCCCCCAAAGACACUUCUCCAUUUUAUACUGUUUUGCAACCCGCCAGUUUAAUAAAACC
This is a messenger RNA of Gekko japonicus, 3792 nucleotides long. RefSeq names its product lipoprotein lipase (gene LPL). Lineage: Eukaryota; Metazoa; Chordata; Lepidosauria; Squamata; Gekkonidae. Gene Ontology annotation, molecular function: apolipoprotein binding; lipoprotein lipase activity. Gene Ontology annotation, biological process: lipid metabolic process. The coding region runs from base 174 to 1634 and encodes 486 amino acids. The record is from RefSeq and is a predicted model, not a curated record. The transcript is spliced from 10 exons.